AUGGAUGACGUACAAGAUGGUAUUGACAUAAUAGUUCAAAUAGAUGACCCACGUGAUCCGCAAUCAAAACGCGUAUUAGCUAAAUUAAAUCCUGGAGAAAAUUUAUUAAAUAAUCGUAAAAAGCUUGAGCAAAAUAGCAAAGUUAAAAUGAAUGAUACAUUUUCAUUUACAAAUAAAGUCGGUCAAAUCGAUAACAACAAUAUUUUAGCUGAAAUAGCAAAAGAAGAUGAAGAAAGAAUAAUUUUAGAAAAAAUUAUAAAUAAGGAAGACAGAAUUUUAUAUUUAAAGUCAGAACCUGAUUGGAAAUUUUUAAAGGAUAGACAUAAAUUAGAAUAUGGGAUUACUUUAACAUUAGAAAAGGCUAAUAAGAAAGCGUUUACAAUAAUGGAGGAUUGUAAAAUGACUGAAAUUGUUGAUGGUUGCAAAUAUAGUACAAUUGAAAUUGAUUCGGAAGAGGAUCAAAUUAUGAAAAAUGAUUUACUUUUAGCUGCGGACAUUAACACAAAAGUUUUUGUAAAUUUAAGUACAUCAUUUGAAAGAUCUAAAAUUACAAAAUCUAAUUGUAACGCUAAUUUAGCUUGUACCAUAAGUGAAUAUGGUAAAGCAUCUUUAAAAUUUAGAUUGCAACCAGAUGUAGAAUUUAUUAAAGAAGUAAAAGAUGCUAUAGAAUCUAAAGAUCCUAGGAAUUUUAAGAAAAUCAUUGAGGAAUAUGGUCAAUUCAUUCCAACAGAAAUUACGUUGGGUGGAAGAGCUUAUUUUAAGAGGUCAAAUAUUUCAAGGCAUUUUUCUGAAGAAAACCCUAAAAAACUUAAUAUAAGUACAGGUAGUCAAGGCUCAAAUAUCAAAAUAGAAAGUAAUACUGAAAAUUUAAUCAAUAAUAUUAAUAAUUCCAAACGUGAAUGUUUUAAAUUAGUUGGAGGGCAAAAUCUUAAUAUUAAUAAUUUUGAUGAAAAAGUUUGGGCAGAAUCUCUAAAGGAUUUCAGGUAUUGGAGUUGCAUAAAAUUUAAGAAUCCAAUUAGCAUUUUUCAACCUCUAUCUGAAAAUUUGCGUAAACAGAUCUUAUUAUCAAUCGGAAAAAAAAUACUUUAUACUAAUACUGAAGAUCAUAAGUAUUUUUUAGUUGAAUAUGCAAAACCAAGAGUAUUUGGAUUAGACAUACCAGAAAAUAUUUUAAAAAUUAUACAAAAUAAAGAUGCUGGUUGUAGCAUCUUUGCAACGGUAAUUGACAAAAAGGAAAAAGAUAUUUUUAAUUGUCAAGUCAUUUGGUCACAAAAUGAAGACCCAAGACUUGUAAUUCACUGUAUUCAAAAAAAAUUUAAGCAACGUAAAUGCAAAUUGAGAAUUAGUUGGAUGGUUAUUGGCUACGACUUAAAUUUUGAUCUUAGUCAUUCAGAAUUUAAUAUUCAAUUAAAAGUUCAAAAUGAAUAUUUUAAAGCAACAGGUCAUCAAACCAUAAUUAAAUCAUUAGAUUUGGAAGAUAAUUCAUCAGUUCUUUGUCUUGGAAUCCCUGUACUAAGCAAGUUAAAUUCUUCAAAUGAUUCUCUUGUCAUUAAUCAUCAUUUUUUUAAUGAUCAAAAUAAUGAAAAAAUUGGAUUGCAUGCAUUUUCUUAUUGUUUAGAAAAAAAUCAUUAUGUAAAUUUACCUGAUUUUACUUUUACUAUACUCAUUAUUUCAUCUUAUCCUAAUUCUGAUGAUUAUGGAAUAUUACCCAUUAAAAAUAAUAAUAAGAUAAGAAAUCUUAUUAAUUCUAUUAAACAUAAUCCAUUAAAACAGCAGAGACCAAAAUUUAUAAGUUUAUAUUCUAUGGGAGAAAAUUGUGGUUUAAAUUUUCUAAAACAAAAAAUUAAUCAAAUUAAAAUAAAAUCUAUUGAUACUAAUUGUGAUCAAGAAGAUUGUGUUUGUAAAAGUAAAAAAAAGAAAUCGGAGAUUAAUCUGAAAUACGCAUUCUUAAAUCCAAUUGAGAUUAAGACUGUGAAAAGAGAAUCACCUUGGCUACUAAGAAAUUAA
Rhizophagus irregularis DAOM 181602=DAOM 197198 is the source of this 2007-nucleotide messenger RNA. RefSeq lists its product as uncharacterized. Lineage: Eukaryota; Fungi; Glomeromycota; Glomeromycetes; Glomerales; Glomeraceae. The record is from RefSeq and is a predicted model, not a curated record.